Cucumis sativus (cucumber) is the source of this 1111-nucleotide messenger RNA. Its product is annotated as NAD-dependent malic enzyme 59 kDa isoform, mitochondrial-like. The transcript has 8 exons. Bases 262 to 894 code for a protein of 210 amino acids. The record is from RefSeq and is a predicted model, not a curated record. Gene Ontology annotation, cellular component: mitochondrion. Gene Ontology annotation, molecular function: NAD binding; malate dehydrogenase (decarboxylating) (NAD+) activity. NCBI's taxonomy places the organism in Eukaryota, Viridiplantae, Streptophyta, Magnoliopsida, Cucurbitales, Cucurbitaceae. Gene Ontology annotation, biological process: pyruvate metabolic process; malate metabolic process.
CUUGGAGUUUAGGGAAUAGGAAUACCUAUAGGAAAGCUGGAUAUGUAUGUUGCUGCUGCUGGCAUAAACCCUUAAAGAUGAAAGAGGCACUAUCGGCAAUGACAUGUACAUGUGAUUUUAAGCAAGAACCAGGAGAGUGAGAGUUUAUUGUGCCGUGUUUAGAAUUUGCCGAUAUCUUUUUCCCGUUCAAGCAAGUAUUCCUGAUAGUGGGGAUUUUUCAAGUAAUGCUAGAUAUUGGUUCUAACAACGAGAAGUUACUUAAUGAUCCUCUUUGAUUUAUUGGAGUUGAGGAGUCCCACAAUCUUUAUGUUCUGUUGGUUUCUCCAUCACUUGUUCAAGGCUGUUCAAUUGGAGUUCCAUCUUCAGGUUGACAUGAUUGUCUUGACAGAUGGACGUCGUAUUCUUGGCCUCGGUGACCUUCGAGUUCAGGGAAUAGGAAUACCUAGAUUGGAGGGAGAAGAGUAUCUAUCAAUUGUUGAUGAUUUUAUGGAAGUCGUGCAUACAUGUUGGCCUAAAGCUAUUGUUCAGUUUGAGGAUUUUCAAAUGAAAUGGGCUUUUGAAACAUUACAAUGUUAUCGUAAGAGGUUCUGCAUGUUCAACGAUGACAUACAAGGAACUGCUGCUGUUGCUCUCGUUGGACUAUUGGGAACUGUAAGAGCUCAAGGGCUGCCAUUGAGUGAUUUUGUUAACGAAAAGAUAGUAGUGGUAGGGGCUGGAAGUGCAGGGCUCGGUGUUCUUAACAUGACUAUUCAGGUUGUUUCGAGAAUGGCAGGGAACAAUGAUUCUAGUACAAGAAAUCAAUUUUUUUUUCUAAUAGACAAAGAUGUAAGAAUCUUUUUCAAACUUUCAUUUCUCAAUUUCUGCAUCAGUCUGUCCAAGUUUUUCCUUCCAUGAGAGUUACUGAUUUCAUAAACCAAUCAGAUGGGGUUCGAAAUUUGGAUAGCUUUAUUAUGGGUUAAUUUGUAUGACGCAGUUUCUUGUGAAAAGUAUGAGGCAGUUGAAGAAGUUAAAUGACUUGUGGUGGUAGUAAUCAGUGUCAAACUCAUGUGGUUUUUAACAUAAAAAGAAAGAGGGAAAAUAUGAACUUAGUCCUAUGCAGAUUAGUGUUUUA